GUUUCAGUGGCUGCCUAGUUGAUCUGUUCGCUCUGGGAAGCUCUGGGUGUUCUGUUGUCUGGGAAGAAAGAAGUGAUCAUGGCUCCCUGGCCUGAGGUGGAAAAGCCUGAAACCAAUAACUAUAUUGGGGACUCUUCCAAGCAAAACCAGAACAUGACUGGGAAAGAAGGAGAAAGUCACAAAGCAGGCAACGUGGCUUCACUUGGAAAUAAAGGGGAAAUUCAACCUGCAUUUUCCACAAUAGCCUUGAUAGAUGAGACAAGGCCAGAAGAAGAAGACCCAUGGGCUUUGCCAGAACUGCAGGAUACUGGGGUCAAGUGGUCAGAACUGGAUCAAAAAGGAAAAAUAAUUCGUGUACUCUACGGGAUAGGGAAGUUUAUUAUGCUACUUGGAUUACUCUACAUGUUCGUGUGUUCUCUGGAUGUACUAAGCUCCGCCUUUCAACUGGUAGGAGGUAAAGCAGCAGGGGACAUUUUUCAAGAUGAUUCAGUGCUGUCUAAUCCUGUCGCAGGACUGGUGAUUGGAGUUCUGGUGACUGUUAUGGUCCAGAGCUCCAGCACUUCUUCAUCCAUUGUGGUCAGCAUGGUGUCCUCCACAUUGCUGACUGUUCGAUCAGCUAUUCCUAUCAUAAUGGGGGCAAACAUUGGCACCUCAGUUACAAACACAAUUGUGGCACUCAUGCAAGCUGGGGACAGGAAUGAAUUUAGAAGGGCCUUUGCUGGGGCAACAAUUCAUGACUUCUUUAACUGGCUUGCUGUGUUUGCACUGUUGCCCAUUGAAGUUAUUUCUGGCUAUCUUUAUCAUCUUACUAAUGUUAUAGUUGAGUCCUUUCAACUUGAAAGUGGUGAGGAUGCCCCUGAGCUACUAAAAGUUAUCACAGACCCCUUUACAAAGCUCAUCAUUGAGCUUGAUAAGUCAGUAAUAAAUGCAAUUGCUACAAAUGAUGAAUCAGCGAAAAACAAAAGCCUGGUAAAGAUUUGGUGUGUAACUGAAACCAACGUGACAUUGCAGAACGUCACAAUUCCACCUUCAGAAAACUGCACAUCUCCUGACCUUUGCUGGACUGAAGGAAAUACGACAUGGGCCAUAAGGAAUGUAACCGAAACAGAAAAUAUCAGUAAAUGCCGGCAUCUCUUUGCAGACUCAGACCUGCCUGACCUUGCCAUCGGUCUCAUCCUUCUGGCUUUGUCCCUGCUUGUUCUGUGCUCCUGUUUAGUGAUGAUUGUUAAGCUAUUAAACUCGGUGCUUAAAGGACAAGUGGCAAGUAUUAUCAAGAAGACAAUCAACACUGAUUUCCCAUUUCCUUUUACUUGGCUAGCUGGAUACCUCGCUAUGCUGGCAGGGGCUGGUAUGACCUUCGUUGUCCAAAGUAGUUCUGUUUUCACAUCUGCUAUUACACCUCUUGUUGGCAUUGGCGUUAUAAGCAUUGAGCGCUCUUAUCCCCUUACCUUAGGAGCUAACAUUGGCACAACCACAACAGCUAUACUUGCAGCUUUGGCAAGUCCAGGAAGUACAUUAAAAUAUUCAUUACAGAUUGCCUUGUGCCACUUUUUCUUCAACGUCUCUGGGAUUAUUCUGUUUUACCCACUGCCUUGUACCCGGCUGCCAAUCCGCAUGUCCAAGACCUUGGGAAACAUAACAGCCAAGUACAGAUGGUUUGCUAUAUUUUAUCUUCUUGUCUGCUUCUUUCUUUUGCCUUUGUUUGUAUUUGGUCUGUCACUGGCAGGCUGGGCAGUCCUUUUGGGUGUUUGCCUUCCCCUGUUUGCUCUUUUUAUUGCUGUGGUUGUAAUUAAUAUUAUGCAGUCGAGGAGACCACAUUUGCUGCCUGAGAAACUCCAGAACUGGGAUUUCCUAUCCAUCUGGCUGCGAUCCCUAGAACCCUGGGACAAUAUAAUUAUGUCUUCACUCGCCUUUUGUGGGAAACACUGCUGUGGCUUCUGCAAGUGCUGCAAAGUCAAUGCAGAACAGGAGGGUGCCAAAGACAAGCAGCUAAAAACUAUGGAGGUUUAUGAAAACACCAUUGCGAUGACCGAUGAAGACAGGGGUGGAAGAAGGGCACCAGCUGCAGCUUGUGUUGAAAAAACUGGCACAAACAACACAGCCUUAUAGUAGCGGAUGUAGCUAUCAUAACAGAUAUACGGCGUAGGACAGUCAGGGUCUUGAAAACCACCUUGGACAAUGCACUGAGGACAGAGUUAACAUUUUGUUAGCUUUCUGCAGCCAGUGAUGCAUCACUCAUCGAGGAAUGGAGUCAAACAAGCUUGACAGAGUCCCUAGAAAAUCUGUGAUCAGUUGAAAAGCAAAAGACAGAUUUGCUUACAGAGGAUCUACUAUGCGCUGCCUUCAUCCAUUGCUAUCAGUAGCAAAAAAAAGAAAUCCUGAUGUACUCCCAUGAAAAGAGGGAUGAAAAGAGUGAUGAUCAAUUAAAAGUUAAUUAAAAAGAAAAUGAACAAUGCACUUGUAGAACAGCUUUUCUGACUUACUGGCUUAUUCAGCAGAAGUUACUUUAUGAUACCCAAAAAGCUCUGAAAAUGGAAAAGAAAAAAAAAGAAAAAUACCCGAGAAUCCUAAUGUUUUCAUUGGUCUAUUUGCAGUGGUCAAAAUGGAAAAAAAUAUUUUUCCCACUAUGAACAAUAUCUGUUAUAUUUGUGUGAAGGAAAACAAAAUGAUCAGACGCUUCAGAAGCUCUGAGAGUCCUGCUCUGAUAUAAGAGCAUGCACAAGCCCAUCUUGAGCCCUCUCUGUCUCCUUUAACACCAGAGAUAGGAGUUAUAAACUUUUAUUAUCUCAAGCUAAAGGCAGUAAAAGUAAUUGCUGAUCCCUCUGCCUGCUGAAGGUUAAGCACUGGGUUUGGAGACACUGAGUAACAACCAAAGAGCUUAAUGGACUCAGGAAGUGGUUGUGGGGCCAUUCUUCUCUUUACGUGGUCCUCUCCAGUCCUGUUCAACACGUAACCCCACAAUCAGAGGAAGGGUGGAGGAGGGAGAACAAGUGGCCAGUGUAGGGGGGGGGAGACAGCCACCGAAGCCUCGGCUGAUGCCAAAAGUUCUCUGUGUGACUGUGGUUCUGUUUGUUUGAGCCACAAAAUGACCUUUCAGAGUAGUGGUGGAGACUGGCUUUAGAACUACAAAAGAGGGAACCUGAAGAACAGCCUUUGGCUAGCUUGGGGCAUUAGUAACUUUUACUGGAGAGGAAGGAGUGUUCACUCUGCACUGUCACUUUGUGCUCCGAACAGCCCUCCCUGCAAAUAAUGUGAAUUUUACCUGCCAUCAUAUGUAGCAACCCAAACCUGAAAUAAAAUCCAUAGCUAUGCAAGCAUGGGAAAAUGUCUGAAGUCCAACCACUAACUUUAAAAAAAAAAAAAUCUGGUGGUUGAGUGUAGACCAAUCGUCAUUUAAAGCCAAUUUACACAGUUGAGUUGUAGAUUAAAUUUGUAAUGGAAAUGUUGAGAGGAUUCUUAAUUUAACAUAGCCACUUAGUGCUGCUAGAACACAUUGACUUCUGAACAGUUGUUUACUGCAGAGCUUUGGAAUUCAGUAAGUUGAAUUUGGCUGUCAGGUAAAUAUGUACAUUUUAGAAGUGAAAAUUGUUUUAAUUUACAUUUUAAACUGAUGUUUAUACUGGCAAACUGUUCCUGAAAAUGGGUUUGUAAAUUGCAUUCAUACUGAGAUUCCAACUAUUUCUGUGAUUGUGAGCCAGUGACAAAAUGCUUAUAAUCCGAGUGAGUUUCCAAGCCCUCUAGUUUUGGUAUAGUUUUGCUCUUUUGGUUUUUAGUAGCACAGAGCAGAGUUAUGCCAAACUAUUCUUUUAAAAUUUAUUUUCCUUAUCCUUCCUCCACUUGACACAGAAUUUUUUCAGCAUCUAAUUUUUGAAGUUGAAUUUUGGUAUCUUCAAUUGUGCUGCUUUGUUUCAUUCUCAAAAUUCUGGAUGCUUUCUGAAUCUGUUUCUUUAAAUCCCACGGUAGAUUUCCCAUGCUCUGUUUUGUUGGGAAAAAUAUGAGGAAAAUAUCCAGAAUUCUUUCCAAGUUAUCUCAAGUUUCCAUUGACCACCCAUUGAAACAGGAAAUAUUUUCAUCUACUUUCUCUCGUUUCUUGAACACCUUAUUUUGCACCUUGAGGUAAAACUGUCAAGCUCUGUGAUAAUAAUUAUGGAAAAGCAGUUCUUGCAAAAUAAUGAGGGUAAUAAUUAAUAGCCAGACAUAUCAGUACUUUAUGGUUCCUCAUUUUAACAUUUUCCCUAUGACAUAUUCAGUUCUUACUCUCCUCUCUCCUUCCUCCAGGCCAUGUUGUGCCGUUGUUUUAGGCAGAUUCUGACAAAGACUUCUGUUUGACACUUGACAGCACAACACGUCCUGACAUUUCCCCCCCCCUCUACUCUUACCAAAAGAUAUUAAUGCUUUAUUUAUAAUUAUUUGAGUGUACAGAAUUUUUCGUAAGUUAUACAGAAAAAGGUUUAUGAUUGUGUUAUAUAUUACAUAUUUGAAAACUAUGCAAUGUUUAUCUAUAAAAAUGUAAAAAGAACUACUGUAUAUUUUGUAACAUAACUUUUCAAAUUGUUUGUAACUGUGUAUACUGCAUAUUAUGGAGGCUCUUGGCUCCAUCAAUAGGAUACGUAAAGAUUGCUAGCAAUGCAGAUUUCUUAAAGUAAGUAUGAAAACCGCCUGUGUACUUUCAUAAUCUGGUUUAAUGCACAAGGAUAUAGAACUUUACUUUUCUAAAAUAUUUGAAUUUUCUGUAAUGACGGAUUUUGGAAAUACAAGGUUUCUAAAAUAGUUUUUUAAACUCUUAAGCACUAUUUCUUUUAACUGUUUUGAGGAGAGUAUAUGGCUGUAUACUUCGUCAUGAAUAUUCAUCUUGUAUGUCCUCAUGCA
Cuculus canorus (common cuckoo) is the source of this 4869-nucleotide messenger RNA. It is a transcript of the gene SLC34A2, whose product is annotated as solute carrier family 34 member 2. The transcript is spliced from 13 exons. Gene Ontology annotation, molecular function: sodium:phosphate symporter activity. Gene Ontology annotation, biological process: sodium-dependent phosphate transport; intracellular phosphate ion homeostasis. Gene Ontology annotation, cellular component: brush border; vesicle; apical plasma membrane. The coding region runs from base 79 to 2109 and encodes 676 amino acids. NCBI's taxonomy places the organism in Eukaryota, Metazoa, Chordata, Aves, Cuculiformes, Cuculidae. The record is from RefSeq and is a predicted model, not a curated record.